AGUCCGGCCUAUAAAUAAGAGCUCUGCUGGCGCUAGGGCUUUUGUCAGUCGGCGCUCUCAAGCCGGUCGGCAGCGGCGGCUCCUCCAGCCCGGCUCCUCCUCGGGCGGCGCGUCCACUCCGGCUCCGGCAGCCCGCGAGCUCAGCGGGGCCCGUCUCUGAGGAGGAGGCACGGGACUCGGGGACCGACCGGCUGCCGGGCGACGCGCUGAACCAUGACGGGCGCUGCCUGAGUUUCAAUGCAACAUCAUACAACUGCUGCACAGAGAACAGAAAACUUGCCUUAAUCUGUCAAGACUUUGCUUUUCUGAAGCACAUCUUUGGGUGCACAGUUGAAAGAAUUUGAACAAAGCUGAUAUUUCUUAGUUGUCCAUUUUGUUGCAUUUACACUCUUAGAAACGAUGCUCAGCUUCAGCAAUGAGGAGUUUGACUUCACCUUCCUUGAUGAAGGCUUUACUGCCAAGGAUAUUCUAGACCAAAAAAUAAAUGAAGUUUCUUCCUCUGAUGAUAAAGAUGCUUUCUAUGUUGCUGACCUUGGGGAUGUCCUAAAGAAGCAUUUCCGAUGGUACAAAGCACUCCCUCGAGUAACACCCUUUUAUGCUGUCAAAUGUAAUGACAGUAAAGCUAUAGUGAAGACACUUGCUGCUCUUGGUGCAGGGUUUGAUUGUGCUAGUAAGACUGAAAUCCAGUUGGUACAGAACAUUGGUGUACCUCCAGAACGAAUAAUAUAUGCAAAUCCUUGUAAACAAAUCUCUCAGAUUAAACAUGCUGCAAACAGUGGUGUGCAGAUGAUGACUUUUGAUAGUGAAGUAGAGCUAAUGAAAGUUGCAAGAGCUCAUCCAAAGGCAAAGCUAGUCUUGCGCAUUGCAACUGAUGACUCCAAAGCAGUUUGUCGCCUGAGUGUUAAAUUUGGAGCUACCCUGAAAACUAGCAGACUUCUUUUGGAGCGGGCAAAAGAACUUGACCUUGAUGUUAUUGGAGUCAGUUUCCAUGUUGGAAGUGGCUGUACUGACCCAGAGACCUUUGUUCAAGCUAUUUCUGAUGCCCGUUGUGUCUUUGAUAUGGGAACAGAACUUGGUUUCAGUAUGCAUCUGCUUGAUAUUGGUGGUGGCUUCCCUGGCUCUGAAGAGGUCAAGCUUAAAUUUGAAGAGAUCACAAAUGUAAUCAAUCCAGCAUUGGACAAAUGUUUUCCUUGUGAUUCUGGAAUAAGAAUUAUUGCGGAGCCUGGCAGAUACUACGUUGCAUCAGCUUUCACACUUGCCGUUAACAUAAUUGCAAAAAAAGUUGUAUUAAAGGAGCAGUCAGGUUCUGAUGAUGAAGAUGAUACUAAUGGCAAAACUCUUAUGUACUAUGUAAAUGAUGGAGUGUAUGGAUCAUUCAAUUGCAUCCUAUAUGAUCAUGCACAUGUUAAGCCAGUCUUGCAAAAGAGACCUAAACCAGAUGAGGGCUGUUAUUCCUGUAGCAUAUGGGGACCAACAUGUGAUGGCCUGGAUCGUAUUGUAGAGCGCUUUGAUAUGCCAGAGCUGCAAGUUGGUGAUUGGAUGCUAUUUGAAAAUAUGGGUGCCUAUACAGUUGCAGCUGCUUCCACUUUCAAUGGAUUCCAGAGGCCAGCAAUAAAUUAUGUGAUGUCAAGGCCAGCAUGAGCUAGUUGUCUCAUCAUAGAAGGCAAUCAGGUUGGUCAGGCAUGACUUGCCCUUGGUGAUGCCAUGUUGACUGUUCCUGAUCACCAUCCUCUCCUCCAAGUGCUUCAAAAUGGAUUCCUUGAGGACCUGCUCCAUGACCAUACAAGUCCAUCUCUAAUGACAUUGAAGAUGGAAUCACAGGACUACAGUGCAGUAGUAAAUUGACACACUUCUCCAAACAUAUGUUUGUUUCACAGGGGACACCACCUCCCACUCAUGAAUGGGUAACACUGUUACAGGAAAGUAAAAUAUAUACAUCUGUAACCCCUUUGGGGUGUAGAGAGCAUGGCCCCUUUAAAUCUUUUUCCUAGGGAGCAGUGAGAGAAAGGAGGGAAACUCUGGGGUGGGGUCUGGAGCUCUGGGGAGAGAUGGGCUGCAGCCCGGAGGCCCUGGACAAAGUGAAGCAGCAGAGAACCUGCCUGAAGCCUGGAAAGGACAGGUCGGCCAAUCGGGGACACCCCAGGACAGGAGCCAGGAGGAGCAGUGUGCCAGGGAGGAAUUGCCUGAGAAGGACAGGCCAGAACUGAACCCAGUAUCACUGCUGCCCAGAGCUGCAUGGGACUGUAAGUACUGGGGCUUGUGACUCUGCGCUGGGAAUAAGGAGGGAGGAUGCAAGCUAGUUAAGUGGGGAGGUGGUCGCUUUGUGUGGCUUUGCAGAGAGCGGCAGAAGAGGGUACUGGAGGGGUUUGUUGGGGGAAAGUUCACUGGCACUGAAGACAACCAGGAGCACCCAAGACUCAUCACUGGACUGGAACUUUGCUCAGGACUCUUGAACUCUGUGUGCAGACACAUAGCUCAGUGUCCGACCUUUCAGACUGUGCUACCACUGGGCCUGUGGGGCCUUGGUAUGGAUGCAACCCUGUUCUACUGCUCCCCCUGUACUUCCCCUUGUUGUUUUUCUCCUCUCAUCCCUCUGUAAAUAAAUAUCUCCCUUUGUUA
Caretta caretta (loggerhead turtle) is the source of this 2619-nucleotide messenger RNA. The record is from RefSeq and is a predicted model, not a curated record. Lineage: Eukaryota; Metazoa; Chordata; Testudines; Cheloniidae.